AUGAUCUAUUCGAAGCAGGAGUAUUAUACGCCGGCGGAAGUUGCGAUGCACAACAAGGCCAACGACUGCUGGGUUUCGAGGAAUGGCAAAGUGCUAGACUUGACCUCGUGGCUGGAGCAGCAAAUGAAGCUCUGCAGGUGCACCAAGAGCUGCUCGUGCGCAAACAAGAACUGGUAUUGCGGCAGCGCCUGUGUGGAGUACUGUAGCUGCUUCAAACGGGGCUUCACGUAUUGCGACGCGAAAAGGCUCGCCAUGACGAUCCUUGCAUAUGCCGGCAAAGACGUGAGCCACUGGUUCAAAGGGGAGGAAUGGGUGAAAUACGUCCAUCCUAUAGUUGGCUCCGAAAUACCGUACCAGCGGCACGGCCACGGCUUCAGGCAGCCCGUAGUUCCCUCUACACGUUGGCGUCCCAUCGUUAAGCCUUGGUGGUUGGACGAGAGCAUCGUCGUUGGCAAACUGACGUCCAGAUCCCGGCCUAUUAAGAUAACCAAUACGCUGUCAGGAUCCUCUGUGACUUUGGAGGUGUGCUCCGAGGAGACUAUUUAUCAAAUAAUGAUGAGGUACUUGCCUCACAAUUCGCACAUGCACUCCUACACAUGGCGCCAUCUAGGGAAGACCCUCGCAUACAAUCGUAAUUUAGAACAAAAUGGAGUCUACGACGAAAGGGAUCUGUUUAAUGAGCUGGCGUUACCUGAGAACAUCUACGUCCCUAAUCUCCUAUUGUAUUACAACGACGAUUUGACAGAAGAUCCUGUUAAAGAAGAUUGCCUUUGCCACAACAAAGAAUGUAGAUCUAUGCCGGACCGAUGCCAAAAUGUU
Messenger RNA from Iphiclides podalirius (scarce swallowtail), 819 nucleotides. The record is from the annotation of a GenBank genome assembly. NCBI's taxonomy places the organism in Eukaryota, Metazoa, Arthropoda, Insecta, Lepidoptera, Papilionidae.